GAGAGCGCUGCAGCUCUUUGGUUGCAUAUUAGUGCAUAUAUACUUUCACAGGCAUAUUCGUUUAUGACAUAAAUAAAUAAAAAACGAUUUCAUUUUAGAAAUGUUUACAAUUGCUAAAACUCAAAUUGAUGAUAUUUAUGAUGGAUAUAAUGAUUAUCCAUCAGUAUACAGUAUUAAAGAUCUUGAACAAGAUGCAAUGUUUCAAGAAAUUCUCAGUACAAGUUAUGGAAAGAGACCAGUUUUUACACCAAAAGUACCUGGAACUGCUAUGCGUUUGGGUACUUCAAGUGGAUUUCAUAGGACUGGUACUGGUAUAUCGAUGAGGCCUACUACUAGUGGGCUAAGGCCAAUGACUGCUGUUAGAGGUGCUGGUUACACUAGUAGUAGUCGGCAAACUUUUGAUCCAUUAAAUAUGAGUAGCACUACCAAAGGACCUGCACCACCUCUGGAAACUGGAAAAGAAGACACACCUGAAGAGAAAAUAAAAAUAGCAGAGAAAAAAAUAAUGGAAUUGAUUGAAAGUUCAGUAGAAGCAGCAUAUGAAAAUAAUAUGAGGGUUGCCUUAGAGAGAGCAAGAGAAGCUUCUUCAAGAGAAAGGGCUUUGAUUAGACUACAAGAACAAGCUGGACUUAGCGAUAGUCAUAAUGUUGAUUUAACAUUUGCUGUAAUUUUUAAUUUAGCAAUUCAAUAUGCCAACAAUAAUAUGUUUACCGAAGCUAUAGCCACUUAUCAAGCUAUAACAAAGAACAGAGUGUUUAGUAAUAGUGCUAGACUUAAAGUGAAUAUGGGAAAUAUUUAUGUUAAAAUGGGACAGUUAUCUCAAGCAAUUAAAAUGUAUAGAAUGGCAUUUGAUCAAGCACCAACAGCUCAUAAAGAUUUAAGAAUAAAAAUAAUGCAUAACAUUGGAAUGCUAUUUGUUCAAAUGGGUCGUUUGGAAGAAGCAGCUAAUAGUUUUGAAUGGGUCAUGAAAGAAAGAGCUGAAUUUAAAGCAGGCUUGCAUGCUGUGUUAUGCCAUUUUGCAUUGUCUCAUAGAGAUAAAAUGAAAAGAGCAUUUUUAGAAUUAUUAGAAGUUCAACUUAACUUAGAUCAGGAGGACAGAUAUAAUAUAAAUACUGAUGAUGUUGCAUCUAAUAUAUUGAAUGAAAUUUUAAGAAACGAUGAUUUAUCUAAGCUAGAGAAAGAAGUGAAAUCCGAAGCUGAAAAAACUAUUCUUUGUGCUGCAAAACUUAUAGCACCUGUUAUUGAAGAUACACUUACAGCUGGUUUUGCUUGGUGUGUCGAUGCAAUAAAGUCUUCGGCUUAUGGAUUAUUAGCUGCUGAUCUGGAAAUAAGUAAAGCUAUGGUGUUUUUAUACAAUCGAGAGACUCAAUUAGCUAUCGAUACCUUGAAAAUGUUCGAAAAUCGGGAAAGUAAAGCUAAUAGUUCUGCUGCCACUAUGCUUUCAUUUAUUUAUUUUCUUCAAGGAGAUUACGAUCAAGCAGAGAAAUGCGGAGAAAUCGCUCGAAAUGCAGACAGUUAUAAUGCGGCAGCUUAUGUCAAUUUAUCAGCCUGCGCGUUCAGAAAGAACGAAUUAAAUAUUGCCAAAGAGUUUCUUCUUUGUGCAUUAGAUACAGAUGCUAGUCAUGUACAGGCUCUUUAUAAUCUAGGAUUGGUGUACAAGAAACAAAAUAUGUACGAAGAAGCAUUGGAAUGUUUUUGGAAAGUUCGUAAUAUCGUUAGACACGAUCCACAGACUUUAUAUCAAAUUGGUCAUUUGUAUCAACUUAUGAAUGAGACAGAUCAAGCAGCAGAGUGGUAUAAUCAGUUGCUUGGUAUAAUACCUUGUGACCCUGGGGUUUUGCAAAAAAUGGGGGAAAUGUAUGAUAGUGUUGGAGAUAAACAACAAGCAUACCAAUUUUACAGCGAUUCGUAUAGGUUCUUUCCUGCAAAUUUCGAAGUAAUCGAUUGGCUUGGAUCAUAUUUUGUAACAAUGCAGCUAGCUGAGAAAGCAUUAGUUUAUUUCAAGAAAGCAGUAGAACUUGCUCCUAAUGAACCAAGGUGGAGAUUACUUGUUGCCGCUUGCUUAAGACGAACAGGUCAAUUUCACAAAGCUCUCCUGGAAUAUCAAGACAUUCAUAAUAAAUUCCCUGAGAACAUUGAGUGCCUUAAAUUCUUGGUUCGCUUAUGUAGCGAUCUUGGCUUAAAAGAGGCUCAAUUGUAUGCGACAGAAUUAAAGCGCGUCGAAAAAGCAAGGGAACUAAAAGACAGACAAGGUUCAGCAAGGCCAGGCUCAAGAAGGAGUAAUAGUGGCACAUCGUCACGAACUGGUUCCGGGAUGAGUGUAUUAUCAGAUCAUAGAUCAAGUCCCACCCAUGGUAGAAAAGAUAAUCAAAGUUUGAAUAACGCUGGUGUUGGCCGAACCAACCGAAUUUCUACCAAUGAAAAUUUUGCAGAAACAGUAACCGAUGUGAACGAACAAUCAAACACGGCUUAUGUUGAUCCAAUUGGUCCUCUACCUACUCGCCCCAUGACGUCCGCGGGAAAGAGGGACGACGAUUUCGGCGAUGAAGAACUAGGCGAUGAUAUGUUACCGGAGUAAUGUGGUUGUUAUAUUCAUCGCUUUUACAUCUCACUUUACUGACUUUACAAAUGCAAUAACAAUAGUAUCCGAAUUUGCAACUGAAGUUUGCUAGCAAUUAAGUAAACACAGAAUUGAAUAUCGCACGAUUUUAUGAUUUCAUAAAUAAAUAAACAAAUACAGUAUAUCUGAAUUGACCAUAGGGACAAUAUUGUCUGGGGCAGUUACGUUGCAAUUCUUAUCACAAUUUCACAGCCGACUUUCAACAUGUUUCUGAAGUCUCGACAUGAAUUAUACUUUGGUUAAUUACACAGGUCUGUGAAAUUGAAGUUUUUGAAAAAUACAAGAGAAGUUUUCGCUGAUUUUUAUGUUAUUUGGUGUGCUGAUUUCGAAAAUGACCUCCAUUUUGUUCUCUCACGUCCGGAUUUUUUGUAAAAUCGAUAUCGAUAUUAUUACUAAAAUCUUAUUUGGAAAGGAAUUCUCGCGAACAAUUUUGCAUGUACUACCUGGCAACAGUGGUUUUUAUCCAUUUAAAUCUAUGUAAAAUAAAUAAAUCGAUUCUUGGUGAGGCAAAUUGAUUUUUCAGCAAACGAACCAAGAUAGUGAUGAGAUAAGGAUUCGCGCGAUGCUAUUAGUAGAGAGAGAUUGCGACAGGGAGAUGUCACAGAGGGGUAUUCUGUAGGUUUUAUCACGUUAGAAUGAUGGUCAGACAGGGAGGGAAGAAAUUCAACGCCGAACAAAAUUUUUUAUGGUAGUAAAUGUUCAUAAAAAUCCAAGUAAAAUUGAAUUUUUCAUAAUUUUUUUGAAAUCAGCACCAAAAAAUACAUAAAGUUCAGCUAUUAAUUCCCUUGUAUUUUUUUUCAUCGCAGGCCUGUGUUAUCAUUUCGAAGUGCAAGAUGGUUGCCUAUAGGAUGGUGCCAUACAUUAUGAAACCACAAGGGUCGGGCAAUUGUAACGAUCUAAAUUUAAACACGCUGACCAAUUUAAUCAAACUCCAUUCAGCCUAUGUAGUUUAGGAGAUGGAUGUUAUUUUAUUGCAGCUAUAUUCAAACACCAUUUAACCACAGGAACAGUGUCUGCUUUUUCUAUAUUUACUAAAUUUACGCUGAAUAAAUUCAUACGCUGCUUAUCUACAUAUA
Osmia bicornis bicornis is the source of this 3696-nucleotide messenger RNA. It is a transcript of the gene nompB, whose product is annotated as intraflagellar transport protein 88 homolog. The transcript has 16 exons. Gene Ontology annotation, molecular function: kinesin binding. Gene Ontology annotation, cellular component: ciliary basal body; non-motile cilium; centriole. Bases 101 to 2578 code for a protein of 825 amino acids. Gene Ontology annotation, biological process: non-motile cilium assembly; intraciliary transport. Lineage: Eukaryota; Metazoa; Arthropoda; Insecta; Hymenoptera; Megachilidae. The record is from RefSeq and is a predicted model, not a curated record.